UGCCAGGUAACCCGCGCCGGCCCCGGAGGCUUGGAGGCGCGCGACUGGCCCGGGCCUCGCUGGGGACGGAGGACGUGGGCAGGGGCGGCCCCCGGCCAGACGGGAGGCUGGCCGGGAGCCUCGGCCGGUUCGCGAUGGUGGAGAGACGCUUCUCCAAGUUCCUGCAGAAACUCUCCCUCUCGGGCCCGGGCCGCCAGUACCAGGUUCUGGGAAAGGACGAGGUGGAAAUCUUGAUUGAUGAAGCAUGUGAGCUGAAAGCCAUCGAAAAAGAGAAGAAGGUGGCUGCUCUGCCCCCCAAGGAAGCGUGCAAGUGCCACAAAGAGGAUUUGGCCAAAGCACUUUGCGUGGACUUACAGACGGGACUGUCUGAGUUCUCGGUGGCACAGCGCAGGCUGGUCCACGGCUGGAAUGAGUUUGUUGCUGACAACACCGAACCCAUAUGGAAGAAAUACCUCGAUCAGUUUAAGAACCCGCUGAUCCUGCUGCUGCUGGGCUCCGCCUUGGUGAGCGUCCUCACCAGGGAGUACGAGGAUGCCGUCAGCAUCGCAGUGGCUGUGCUCAUCGUGGUCACUGUGGCCUUCAUCCAGGAGUACAGGUCGGAGAAAUCUCUGGAAGAGCUGACGAAGCUGGUGCCUCCGGAAUGUAAUUGCCUCCGAGAAGGAAAACUCCAGCACCUGCUCGCUCGAGAGCUGGUUCCCGGAGACGUUGUGUCUCUCUCCAUCGGAGACCGGAUCCCCGCGGACAUCCGCCUCACAGAGGUCACAGACCUCCUGGUGGAUGAAUCCAGUUUCACAGGGGAAGCCGAGCCGAGCAGUAAAACCGACAGCCCACUGACGGGCGGGGGUGACCUCACCACCCUGAGCAACAUCGUCUUCAUGGGGACCCUCGUGCAGUACGGGAGGGGCCAGGGAGUCGUGAUUGGAACGGGGGAGAGGUCUCAGUUUGGAGAAGUGUUUAAGAUGAUGCAGGCUGAAGAGACGCCUAAAACCCCUUUACAGAAAAGCAUGGGCAAGCUAGGGGAGCAGCUGACGCUUUUUUCCUUCGGCAUAAUCGGUGUGAUCAUGUUCAUCGGCUGGUUGCAGGGGAAGCAGCUGCUCAGUAUGUUCACGAUUGGAGUCAGUCUGGCUGUAGCAGCCAUUCCAGAGGGUCUGCCCAUCGUUGUCACAGUCACCUUGGUCCUGGGAGUGCUGCGGAUGGCCAAGAAGAGGGUCAUUGUGAAGAAGCUGCCGAUCGUGGAGACUUUAGGUUGCUGCAACGUCCUCUGUUCUGACAAGACAGGGACUCUGACUGCCAAUGAAAUGACGGUGACCCAGCUCGUGACGUCCGAUGGGCUUCAUGCCGAGGUCAGCGGAGUUGGGUAUGACGGCAAAGGGACUGUGUGUCUUUUACCAUCAAAGGAAGUGAUUAAGGAAUUUUCCAAUGUUUCAGUGGGCAAGUUAGUGGAGGCGGGCUGUGUUGCCAACAACGCUGUCAUCAGGAAGAAUGCUGUGAUGGGCCAGCCCACGGAGGGGGCCUUGAUCGCCUUGGCAAUGAAGAUGGACUUGAGUGACAUUAAAAAUUCAUAUGUAAGAAAGAAAGAGAUUCCAUUCAGCUCAGAGCAGAAGUGGAUGGCGGUAAAAUGCAGCCCAAAGAAUGAGGAUCGAGAAGACAUUUACUUCAUGAAGGGGGCCUUUGAAGAGGUGAUUUGCCACUGCACCAUGUACAAUAACGGGGGCAUCCCCCUGCCACUGACGCCCCAGCAGAGGUCGUUCUGCCAGCAGGAAGAGAGGAGGAUGGGAUCCCUCGGUCUACGGGUGCUGGCCCUGGCCUCAGGGCCCGAGCUGGGGAGGCUGACGUUUUUGGGUCUCGUCGGCAUCAUCGACCCUCCACGGGCCGGCGUGAGGGAAGCGGUGAAAGUUCUCUCGGAGUCAGGAGUGUCCGUGAAAAUGAUAACGGGAGAUGCUCUGGAAACAGCCUUGGCAAUAGGCAGAAACAUCGGCCUGGGCAACGGGAAGCUGCAAGCCAUGUCUGGAGAGGAGGUGGACAGCUUGGAGAAGGACCAGCUGGCUGACCGCGCCUCAAAGGUGUCUGUGUUCUUCAGGACCAGCCCAAAGCACAAGCUCAAAAUCAUAAAGGCUUUGCAGGAGUCAGGAGCCAUUGUGGCCAUGACUGGGGAUGGGGUGAACGAUGCGGUUGCCCUGAAGUCUGCCGACAUUGGAAUUGCCAUGGGGCGGACAGGGACGGAUGUCAGUAAAGAGGCCGCCAACAUGAUCCUGGUGGACGACGACUUCUCAGCCAUCAUGAAUGCAGUGGAGGAAGGCAAGGGGAUUUUCUACAACAUCAAAAACUUUGUCCGGUUCCAGCUGAGCACGAGCAUCUCCGCCCUGAGCCUCAUCGCUCUGUCAACCGUGUUCAACCUGCCCAGCCCCCUGAAUGCCAUGCAGAUCCUGUGGAUCAACAUCAUCAUGGACGGGCCACCGGCGCAGAGCUUGGGGGUAGAGCCAGUUGACAAAGACGCCCUCAGGCAGCCUCCGCGGAGCAUCAAGGACACCAUCCUCAGCCGUGCCCUCCUCCUGAAGGUGCUCCUGUCUGCCGCGGUCAUCAUCAGUGGGACCCUGUUCAUCUUCUGGAAGGAGAUGCCCGAGGACAAAGCCAACACCCCGCGCACCACAACGAUGACAUUCACGUGUUUUGUAUUGUUUGACCUCUUCAACGCCUUGACCUGCCGCUCCCAGACCAAGCUGAUAUUUGAGGUCGGCUUCUUCAGGAACCACAUGUUCCUCUACUCCGUGCUCGGCUCAGUGCUAGGGCAGCUGGCCGUGAUUUACAUCCCACCCCUGCAGAAGGUCUUCCAGACUGAGAACCUGGGAGUGCUAGGCUUGCUGCUGGCCCCCCACUACCAGGGGACAGAGGACAGGGAGGCUGGGGAGGCAGCCCCAUAGGCCCAUCAGAGCCCGGGGUGGAACAUGGCUCCGGCCCAGCUCAGGGUGAUCAGUCAGGUCUGGGGCCGUAGAGACACCUCAGGUAAGACUCUUCCCUGUCACCUGAAAAGCACUGUCAGCGUGGGUCACUGCUCAAUUCCCUGCAGGAGCAGACAAAAGAAAGGGAGCCCCCAAAACAAGAUUUGACAGAUGUUUCCGUCCUCUGGGAAGAAAGGCAGCUUAACAAACGUAGAGUGACUGCUGGGCAGCCUGCGUGUUGAGAGCAGGGGCCAGAGAUGGGUCUGCCGGGCAGGACACAGCGGAGGCAGAAGGAGGCUUAGGAAUUAAUGGAAUGGAAUGAGGCAGGUUUCCUAGAUGGGGAGCUUAGCAUGGGGGUUGGGGAGUUGCGUUUGCAAGAAGCAGUGACUUGGGACCCGCCCCCUGGGUGACAGCUCCCGCCUUCCUACUCUGGCUGUAGCCACUGCUGUGGUUUAGAGCCCGGGACCAACUCUGCCUGACGAGACCGCGUGGCCGUGGGGCAGGGCCCGGACCCAGAGGGGUGUGAUGUGUACUCUGACCAUUUUCUCCCUUCCCCUUUUGGCAGAUCUGCUGUCUUUAACCGGAUUGGCUUCAUCUGUCUUCAUUGUCUCAGAACUCCUCAAACUUUUUGAGAAAUACUGCCCUAGAGCCAUGGAAGUGCAGACGUACCACGAAGACAUAUAGUGGCCCUCGUUCCCUGGCACGUCCCCCAGAGGCUCUAUUUUUACGUGACUCUGGCUCUUCCCCUAGUCCUUCUGCCAUGCAGACUCCUCAGAGGGAGAUUUGGGGACGUUAUAGCAGUAGGUCACUCACUCGGUUCUCCCCACUAGGGACCUGCAGGAGCCUCGGGAGGCCCCGGCUCUGGGACACCAGAGAGCAGCCUGCCCAGAAACAUCACACUAUUUAUUAAAUCAGUGAUUUUUAUUAUAGCGCCUGUGUCUUUGUGCCGUAGUGUGCAGCCCCCUCCUGCCAGCGCACAGCCGUGCCGGCGGCAGGACUGCCACACGUUGUCCUCCUUGAGGCCCCAUUUCCUCAUUGUAAAUGAGCGUUUGGAGUAUUUUGUAAAGUGCUAUGCCAGGGGCCUAUAGCCCGAGGUUGAGGUGGAUUUACUGUUUUUCCUGCAAAUGGCCAGUUGGAAGCCUGCAGCUAUGAGUCAGCUUUCACCUACGCUGGUGAAACCUGGGCCACAUCAGGAAGAGAAAGUGCAGAGGGGACGUCUGCAGCUCCCAGGCAGAUUCCAAAGUCCCCCAAGGUAGGAUCCACAACCUGGAAGCUCUUCUCCCCUGCCCCACCCAUGACACCAGGCUAAAGGAGGAGAUCCCAGAUGUGCCAUCUGACAAGCAGCAUUCCCAGGGGUGUCUAGAGAAGAAACCUUUAGAGCAGGGGUGGUAUCUCCCCAGAACCAAGAGGUCAAUGCUGAACCAUGUCCCACAAAUAGACUUACCAGGUGUUUCCCUCCGGGUGGGGAGUACUUCCUGAACCACUUCUCGGGAUCCUUUGGCAAACUGCUGUUCCAAGAUAUAGGCUUCCCAUUAAAAAAUAAGUAAAUAUGCCAGGCUCAGUGGCUCACGCCUAGAAUCUCAACAACUCAGGAGACCAAGGUGGGAGGAUUGUUUGACACCAACCUGGGCAACAUAGCAAGACCCUAAGUCUCUACAAAAUUUUUAACUAGCCAGGCAUGGCAGCGCGUGCCUGAGUCGGGAGGCUGCAGUGAGCCGUGAUGGGCCAUUGCAUUUCCAUCUGGGCAACACCGCAAAACCCUAUCUCUUAUACUAAAAGGAACCAGGGUCUAGUGAUACUUGCAAUAACAACAGCAAAAGAUAUUUGUACCUCUUACAUAUACCAUAUAAAAUAAGAUUGAUAAAACAAAGCUUUUGGAAGAAAAGGGUAAAUUUUACUAAACAAGACAAAACUCCAAUAAAGUAUAAUGGAUAAUUGGACCACACUAAAAUGAAGACUUUCUUUCAUCAAGGAUAUAGUAGACUUUAACACCACCAUCAAGCAACUUAGCUUGAUUUACAUUUAUAAAACAUUUUGUUAAUAGUAGCUAAAUAUUCACCAAAAUAAAAAUAGAGACCAGAAAUCAAAUUCAAGAACAGAAGAAUCAAUCUAAAGCUAGUUCUUUGAAAAGACCAAUAAAACUGAAAGAGACAAAUUGCCAAGGUCAGACCCCUUAAGAAAUUAAAAUAAUGAGGGACUAAUACCUCAGACAUCUUUAGGCACCUAAACUGAAGACAUUAAUAAACCAAACUGCCAAAACUCACUGGAGAUAAAUAAUAGUAUUGUACUGACAACAUCCAUUUUCUGCUUUUAAUAAUUGCACUCCACAGCUCUGUCGAACGUUUCUACUGGGAGAAGAUGGGCGAUGGGUAGGCAGGAACUCCUAUACAGUUUUUUGCAAUUUUUUAUGUGAAUCUAAAAUUAUUUCAAAAUAACAU
Molecule: messenger RNA, 5377 nt
Organism: Nycticebus coucang (slow loris)
Lineage: Eukaryota; Metazoa; Chordata; Mammalia; Primates; Lorisidae
Gene: ATP2C2
Product: ATPase secretory pathway Ca2+ transporting 2
Exons: 27
Coding region: 135-2921 (928 amino acids)
Biological process (GO): manganese ion transport; calcium ion transmembrane transport; intracellular calcium ion homeostasis
Cellular component (GO): plasma membrane; endoplasmic reticulum; Golgi membrane
Molecular function (GO): ATP binding; ATP hydrolysis activity; P-type calcium transporter activity
Source: RefSeq, a predicted model, not a curated record